Solea solea (common sole) is the source of this 5462-nucleotide messenger RNA. Its product is annotated as E3 ubiquitin-protein ligase MARCHF6-like. The record is from RefSeq and is a predicted model, not a curated record. NCBI's taxonomy places the organism in Eukaryota, Metazoa, Chordata, Actinopteri, Pleuronectiformes, Soleidae. Gene Ontology annotation, cellular component: endoplasmic reticulum membrane. Gene Ontology annotation, molecular function: zinc ion binding. The transcript has 26 exons. The coding region runs from base 316 to 3093 and encodes 925 amino acids.
UGAUCUGAAUUAAAUUAAGCAAUAUUUGAAAGAAACUUCAAUAAGUAAAUAAGUGGGGGUGAAAUGGUCAUGGCCGAAUUGCUCUCAGGCGCCAUCUAGGGAUGAAAGACUAACUUGACGUGCAAGUCUGUCCUCUUGGUCGCUCGCUAGUGUUGAAAGCGAGUCGUAUAUUCAGUAUCAAAAAUGCUGUUAUUUUAAACCGAGAGUCACUGCGAAGAUAGUCGGAGCUUGAACAAAAAACUCGCCUCAAAUGUCUACGUGUUAGCCGCUGUCGUUUCUACUACCUGGCUGCUGCUGUGGAGUUGUAGAACCAAGAUGGACAACGCCGAUGAAGCAGACAUCUGCCGGGUCUGUCGAUCAGAGGGCACGCAGGACAAACCACUGUACCACCCGUGUGUCUGCACUGGCAGCAUCAAGUUCAUCCAUCAGGAAUGCCUACUGCAGUGGCUGAAACACAGCAGGAAAGAAUACUGUGAAUUAUGCAAACACAGGUUUGCAUUUACCCCAAUCUACUCUCCAGACAUGCCGUCUCGCUUGCCUGUCCAAGAUAUCUUUUCAGGGCUGGUCACCAGUAUCGGCACAGCCAUCAGAUACUGGUUCCACUACACACUGGUGGCCUUUGCCUGGAUGGGCGUGGUGCCUCUCACAGCAUGUCGCAUCUACAAGUGUUUAUUUACUGGCUCUGUGAGCUCACUCCUUACCCUCCCGUUAGAUAUGCUUUCAACACAAAACCUGCUCGCUGACUGUCUCCAGGGUUGUUUUGUGGUCAUCUGCACGCUGUGCGCCUUCAUCAGCCUGGUGUGGCUCAGAGAGCAGAUUGUACAUGGUGGCGCCCCUCAGUGGUUGGAGCAGAAUCAACCUCCUUUGGUUCCCAACCAGCCGAAUGGCCCCGCACCAGCAAAUGAGGCAGCAGGUGGUAACGCCGCAGCCAACGCCCAGGCCGAGGGAAACGACGCUGCGGCCCAGCAUCCCGCAGAUCCAGCUGUAGACGGCCUGGUUCCUGCACACGAAGACGGCAACCAGGGAGACGAGGCCGAGCUGGAUGACGACGAAGAUGACGACAGGGAGGAAGACGAAGAGGAGGAGGACGAGGAAGGCAGGGAGGAGGACGCCGCUGAUGCAAAUAAUGGACAGGAAGAUUUGAACUGGAACGCUCUGGAGUGGGACCGCGCAGCAGAGGAGCUGACCUGGGAAAGGAUGCUGGGGCUGGAUGGCUCCCUCGUGUUCCUGGAGCACGUCUUCUGGGUGGUGUCUCUUAACACACUCUUCAUCCUGGUCUUUGCCUUUUGUCCAUAUCACAUCGGUCAUUUCUCCGUGGUUGGCCUGGGCUUUGAGGACUACAUCAAAGCGUCUCACUUCGAUGGCCUCGUCACCACCAUACUGGGAUACAUCCUCCUGGCUGGAGCUCUCAUGGUCUGCCAUUUAAUGGCUUCAUUAGUAAAGUUUCAGCGGUCCAAACGACUCCUGGGUGUCUGCUACAUUGUUGUCAAGGUGUCCCUGCUGGUUGUCAUGGAGAUAGGCUUGUUCCCACUGAUUUGUGGUUGGUGGCUCGACAUUUGCUCACUGGAAAUGUUUGAUGCCACGUUGAAAGACAGGGAGCAGAGUUUCGACUCCGCUCCUGGUACAACCAUGUUCCUCCACUGGCUGGUCGGCAUGGUCUACGUCUUCUACUUUGCCUCUUUCAUCCUCCUGCUCAGAGAGGUGCUCCGGCCCGGUGUGCUGUGGUUCCUGAGGAACCUGAACGACCCAGACUUCAACCCAGUGCAAGAGAUGAUCCACCUGCCCAUCUACAGACAUCUCCGCAGGUUUAUUCUCUCUGUGGUGGUGUUUGGUUCUAUAGUUUUGCUGAUGCUUUGGCUUCCCAUCAGAAUCAUUAAACUUCUCCUCCCGAUCUUCCUUCCCUACAACGUCAUGCUCUACAGUGACGCCCCGGUCAGCGAGCUGUCGCUGGAGCUGCUGCUGCUUCAGGUCGUUCUGCCGGCGCUUUUGGAGCAGGGUCACACUCGCCAGUGGCUCAAACGGCUCGUCCACGCCUGGACGUUCACAGCCGGAUACAUGCUUGACCUUCACUCAUACUUGCUCGGAGAACACGGCGACGACGACGACAACCUGAUGAACAACAAUCCGCCCGCUCGCCAUAACAACAACAACCGGUUCCCCGGCUUAGGGGAGGGGCUUCACGCGGCCCAUCAGGCUAUUCUGCAGCAGGGCGGUCCUGUGGGUUUCCAGCCAUACCACCGACCUAUCCACUUUCCUCUCAAGAUCGUCCUGCUGGUUGUGUUCAUGUGCGUGACGCUGUUACUGGCUAGUCUGCUUUGCCUUACGCUACCAGUGUGUGUGGGUCGCUGGCUGAUGUCUUUCUGGAUGGGCAGUGCUAUGGUUCAUGAGCUGUACACAGCAGCCAGCGGUCUGUACGUCUGCUGGCUGUUCAUACGAGCCGCCACAGUGAUACUGUCCUGGAUGCCACAAGGGCCGAAUGUCAUCAUGCUCAAAGUCCAGGAGUGGACACUCAUGAUUCUAAAGACGCUUGUGGUGGCUGUGCUGUUAGCUGGAGUGGUUCCUCUGCUUUUGGGUCUGCUGUUUGAGUUGGUCAUUGUGGCUCCUCUCAGAGUCCCACUGGAGCAGACACCUCUCUUCUAUCCCUGGCAGGACUGGGCGCUCGGCGUGCUCCACGCAAAAAUCAUAGCUGCCAUUACACUGAUGGGCCCACAGUGGUGGCUCAAGACUGUCAUUGAACAGGUUUAUGCUAAUGGAAUCCGAAACAUUGACCUUUACUUCAUCCUGAGAAGGCUGGCUGCUCCGGUUAUCUGUGUUCUGCUGCUGUCUCUCUGUGUGCCCUACACCAUCUCUAAAGGCAUCACACCACUGCUGGGCGUGCAGCCAGAGAUGCAGACACUGGUGGAGAGGAGGAUCUAUCCGUUCCUGCUGAUGGUCGUCACACUGUUGGCCAUUCUCUCCUUUCAGAUACGACAGUUCAAACGCUUAUAUGAACACAUCAAAAACGACAAAUACUUAGUUGGACAGAGACUUGUGAAUUAUGAACGAAAGACGGGCAGGAGCUCGACGACGUCUUCCUUCAGCUCCUCCUCGUAAACUGGAUGUUGACUCACUCUGCAGUGAAACCUUUUAUUAUUUUUAGUUUCCUCUCUUAACUUCACUGUCGACUCCAAAAUCCAGAGUUUUUCGGUUCACCGUCAGGGUUUGGAGACAAAGAUCUUAACAAGUCUCAACUUAAUGUCUGAACAAGUUUUGUCAGCAGAACCACACCCUCAUCGUCGACCUGGUUAACGUGUCACUGCGACAUUUUAAUGUGUGCAGGUGUGAGAUAAAGUCAGGUCAGUUAAGCAUAGCUUAUUCUUUUUUUUUUUUUUUUUUUUUACCUCAGAUUGUGCUUCCCUUUGAAUGUUUUGUUGUGAAAUAAUGUUUAGGUCACACUGUGAGCGUGCGAUUGUCUCUGCGGGAGACAUUUUCCUAUAAGUGGGGUCGGAAACAGUUGCAGCUUUGUCUCAAAAUGGCUCCCUUCAUCACAGUGAAGUUUUACGGUCAGAAGAGUUGCUAUGAUGUGAUUUUAUUUUGUUUUUAUUAGAUGUGUUUUUAGUGAUACAUUUCAGACAGUCUGGACGCAGCUCAGGACAUUUUUUUUUUUGUUUUGUUUUUUUCAAAUAAUUGUUUGUUUAUGUUUUAAUGUAAAACGCAAUCUUCCUGAGGUUUUAGUUGGUGACGGACACUAAGAACGAGAGUCAACAUCACACUCUGCAUUGGGCUGAUACUGCUCACUGUUAAAGAAAAAUGUAAACACUAAUGUGAUCUAAAAUCCCUUAAUUUCACAUAAAUGCUGUUAAAAUGGAACAGAAUAUUUUUGUUACACUGUUGGAACGAUGCGUUGGCAACACUUUGGUACUUUUAUUAAUUAAGAUGUAAAAAAAAAUUUAAAUACUGUGUUGGACUGGAAUUGCCAAAACAAUCACAUAUCAGUCAGAUUUGUGCUGUUUAUUCCGUCAAAAACAGAGUGGUUAGCAACUGUAGAUUUUAUUUCAAAAUGGAUGUAACUGGUUUGAAAAGAGAAUGACAGAGCAGUUAGCCACGAGGGGGCGACUUCACUGGUUCUACUUCUAACUUUAAAUAUGUAACGUAAUAUCGCCAGUAAACAAUUUCCUGAGGAGUUAAUUGCCUUGAUCAUGGUCAAAUCGCAAAUUUUGAGGCUUCAGAACUUUUACUCGUGGAAGACGACUUACAUUUUUUAUAUACAGUCGAUGUUACAUGUUAUUUCUAUGAGGAGUGAGGUAACAUUUGUGCCUCAGAUUGCCGUUAAAUCACUUCCUUUUGUUGAUUUUAUUCCUUCUGCUGAACCAUCUAGGAUUAAUUUUUAUCAGGAAAAGAAAAUCUGUCCUCUUUUUGAUAUAAUUAUAACCUACAUACAUAGGAUUGUGCUGUUGUAGCCUCCACUUUCCCCACAUACAGCUGCUAAACAUAAACAUAAUCAUAUUUAUGUUUUUGUUUAUUUUCAUGUAUUCAGAUUCAGUGUAGACACAAAAACUGUGAUAGGCGUCAGUUUUAUGUCGUGUUGCUGGCAGAAUGUCAAAAAUCGUUAUCAACCGAUCUUUUUUUCCUGUCUCGUCUUAUUUUUGCUGGGAAAAAUAAACUCUGCAUUACAUGUGAACUCAUUUUUAAGAAAAAGGUAUGAGUGUAACUAACAUUUGUUUCUUAUUAAAUGUUACUCACUGCAGCUUUAAUAACAUUUAACAUAAGAUUAGGCUCAUCUUACCACCAACCCCCGAACGUCACGUUGCUAUCGUAGCUGAAAAAUAUAAAGUAACUGGAAAAAGUCCCUGCCAUUUUGUUUUAUAUUAUUGUGGGGAGAUUUUUUUUAUUUUUUUUUUAAAUAAUUUAAUGUGUUGCACUUUAUCACUGAGUUUUUGAAAUCAUUUCAGAAUCCGCUGUUUACUCAGUCAACAUAGCAGGGCUUGUGUGUGUUUUUAAUUUCCUCCUUCACUGAGACGUGUCCGUAUUUCACUGACAGAGUGACUCGGCACAAAAAAAAUCAUGCAUUUCACUUCAGAAUCUUGCCGUUUCAACGCGAGUGAACACUUCAAUACUUGUUUUUUUUUCUAUCAAUAGGGAUUGUGAGUGACUUAAACUUUAGUGCUGCCGGCCAUAGUGUUGCUGUGUGGAACACGCUCACAUUAUUCAUAUAUAUGUAUGAAUGUGUACAUAUAUGAAUAUAUGUAUAUGAUGCUAUGAAGUGACCUUUUUUUUUAGUAUCUUGUUUUAAAACCGAGCUGGACAUUUCUUCCAAUUAUGGUCUUGAAUUUCAAUUUGUAGAAGCAAAUCUUUUCUAUUUUUAUAUGUGCAAAAAAAGAAAAGACAUUGUUUGGCAUGUACUGUAAGAUAAAGGUAAAUACUUUCAAGUCGACUAAUUGUUGCUUCAGUUCAUAUGAAAAAAAAUAAAUCAUUGUAUUUGA